GCGGUGCGACUGCUGCCUUUGCAGUGCGAGAGGUUGCCAUCAAAGGUGCUGAUCAUAAAUUGAUGAGGUUGUGAAACUGUCGCUCGAGAGUGGACUACACGGUGGUCCUCUUGCCCGUCAUGACGGUGUCUAACGUCGACGACCACAGAGAAAUGACGGCGGGCCCCGAGAAUGGAGAGGGUCUAGAGUACCAAAAGGAUUUCAUCGGCAAAAUGAUCAAGAAACCUCUUGCCAAAGGAGAUCACUGGUACCUCUUGGAUCACAAGUGGUUCAAGCAAUGGAAGAAAUAUGUAGGAUUCAAUCAGUGGGAGACAGGGAGCGUUGGCGAACCCUCUGCCAACCCUGGUCCAAUAAAUAACUCCGGUUUGCUUAUUGAACACGACAAUCCCGAAGACCUCCGAGAACAUCUAAUAGACGAGCUGGACUACGUGCUGAUGCCAGAAGAGGCUUGGACAAAGCUCGUGGAAUGGUACGGCCUCGCAGCGGGCCAGAAGCCGAUAGCUCGCACGGUGGUCGACUUCGGAAUGUUCCUGAAGAACCUCAAAGUGGAAAUCUAUCGGAUGGAACUCAAGCUGUGUCUGAACCCGAACUUGAAAGAUGCGAAAACCUAUCGCUUCUCCAAGGUUGCAACCGUCGAAGAAGUAGAGAAGGUAUGCCGGAAGUUAUUCAACGUUCCGGAAUCGGCUAAAACUCGGCUAUGGAAUCGGUUCAGCACAAACACCCUAGAAAUUAUGACGGAGAAAAACCGAACCAUCCAAGACGAGUCGCUCUACUCGGCGCAAAUUUUAGUACUUGAGGUCCAGAAUCCCGAUGGAACGUGGCCGCGCAAUUCCAGCAACCCUCCCGACACGAGGAAAGCUGUCGAACAGAAUUACAUGGUGUCCAGCGCUGCAGGGUCUAAAAUCCCUUCUUACAGUUCCACUGGUGCCGGUCUGUGCGGUCUCACAAAUUUAGGAAAUACGUGUUUCAUGAAUUCGGCGCUCCAGUGCAUGUCAAACACGCCGGUUUUGACCGAGUAUUUCCUCUCGGAUAUGCACGUCAACGAAAUCAACAGAGACAAUCCGCUCGGAAUGCACGGAGAAAUUGCUGAGUCGUACGCGAAUUUAAUCAAGGCCAUGUGGUCGGGGAACCACACCUCCUUCGCUCUCAAAGUUUUCAAACAGAAGGUCGGGAGGUUUGCGCCUCAAUUCAACGGUUACAUGCAGCAAGACUGUCAGGAACUGAUGUCUUUCCUACUGGACGGCCUCCACGAAGACCUCAACCGAGUGAAGAAGAAACCCUAUAUCGAAGCAAAGAACUCAGAGGGCAGACCAGACCACGUCCUGGCAAAAGAAGCAUGGAGCAAUUAUCUUAAACGAAACGAUUCAAUCGUCGUCGAUACUUUCCAUGGGCUUCUGAAAUCCACGCUGGUGUGCCCUGAGUGCGACCACGUCUCGGUGACGUUCGACCCCUUCUGCUAUCUCUCGCUGCCGUUGCCCAACCGCAAGGAACGAGUCGUUAAUGUUAUUGCGUUCAUGCUGACGAAUCCACGGCCGAUAAAGCUCCGGAUCAAUGUGCCUCCGGACAGGUGUACUUGGAAUGAUUUCUAUUCGAUGAUCGUGAGGACUUUGAUGACCAAACACAGAAACCUGGUGAUCGCGCAAGUUUGCGCCGAUAAGACGGUAGAACGAGUCAUUGAGCCCAGCGAUGACAAGUUCGAAGAGACGACGGAUAGCCUCCACGUUUACGAAACACCUUGUUGGCCAUGGAAGGGAGCGGGAUCACUAGUGAGAGUUUACACUAGGGUGAUUUCAAACAAUCAGGACAGCGAUAAUGCUUUCACGUAUGCCAAAAUCUUCGGUGUUCCUUUCUACGUCUACUUCCAAAAUAGGAUGACGACGGUCGAUGCUAUUUAUAACACCUGUCUAUCAUGGCUCAAGGGUCGGUUCGUCAGUCCCAAGGAAGUUCAGGCCGAAAGCGAUGAGGAGACACAGAUGGAAGUGGAUACCGAAGACGGAAAAGAGGAACGGCCGGAGAAAUUCAAGCAAUCGUUAUUCGAAGUCAACAUUGUUAACGAAAUGGCGAACACUCGCAUGCCCACCGCAAGAAACCAUGUCCGUCUCGAAAAGCGGGCAUUCGUCACCUUAGAUUGCCUGCCCGAAGUGAAGGAAGCGAUCUUCGAGGAAUCGAAGUGUACCAGUUACAUGUCCCGAGACCAUCCUAGAACGAAUCGAAGCUAUACCAAACAGCCCAUUGAGCUUUCCGAAUGUCUCGAUCUCUUCACGACCAUGGAACAGCUCGGCACCGAUGAUCUAUGGUUUUGUCCGGUGUGCAAGAAGCAGCAGCAGGCGACCAAAAGAUUCAACUUGUGGUCUCUGCCACCGAUACUGAUAAUCCAUCUGAAGCGCUUCUCGUUCAAUCGUUACUUCCGUGAGAAGCUUGACGUGGUGGUGAACUUCCCGGUCAAAGAUCUAUCCAUGGGCAAGUGGGUUUUAGACCCCAAACACAAAUCGGUGCCGUACGAUUUGAUAGGUGUCGCUAACCACACGGGAAACCUAGGAGCUGGCCACUACACGGCGUAUGCCAAGAACAAAAUUACGAAGAAGUGGAAUCAUUUCGACGAUCUGAACGUGAGCAGCAUCUCGGAGAACGAUAUUGUGAGUAAGCAGGCGUACGUUCUGUUUUAUCAACGGAGAGAAGACCCAACGUCGCAGAAUGGCUCAGAUGCCGAGAAAGGAGCCUCCUCCACGCCGGCGGAAGUCAACCAAGCCGGCAUGGAUGCCGAAGCACCUCAUAGUUCACAGGCCAAUAACAGCUCUUCUAGCUUUGAGGCGAUGGACGAUUCAGGUAUUGAUUAUGAGAUCUGAUUGUCCAACCCGGAGCCAUCGGAUUGCCUGAUCGUUCGGCCGACGGUCUCUCAAUCAUUCAAUCAACCAACUUAUCAACAAGCCCGGUAAACUAUGUAUCACUAGUACGCGACCCGCGCGUCAUCGACGGCUCAGGACAGGCUCUGCGCCAAAUUUUUUCGGUCCGUCCACAGAUUGAACGAAUCAAAUAGGUCUUCCUCAUUAAUUAUACCGCAAGGAAUCCAAUAUUCCUGUCGCGGACUGCCCCUCCAUCCAUGGGGUGCGUUGUGUACUGAUCCUUCGAUACAUCAAUUCCUCCAGGAUCAUCCACCGCAUCGGAACUUGAGCCAAUCGAUCACGGUGUAAGUAGAUCGAUCAGUGAUAGAGAUCGCUUGUCUGACGGCGGGUGCGCAGAGAUGCUCGAAUUUUGUGACCGGGUCGGAAUUCAUCUGAACCGGUCUUGAUGUCGAUCGAGGUCAUACGUGAACAGCUCCAGAUCCUUUCCUCGUAAUCGAAUCCUUCUGUACCGUGAUUAGUUCUGUCGGAGCUUUUGUACCCUGAUGAUGAUGAUGAUUAUUAGGUAAACCCCUCAAUCGAUGUAAGCGAGCCUUUCGGAGAGAACAAUUCGAUGUCGAACCGGAGAAAAAACGCUCGAGCGGCGAAACAAUCCGUCGGCAUUCGCCACGACCUUCGAAGAGCGUAGGGAAUUCCUCCGUCGAAUCAUGGGAAUUUCCCGAGCUCGAGCAUAGGAUCAUAAAAUACUUACGACGAUUGGUAGAUAUCGGAAUGCCGACUCUAUGAAUAGAUUAGGGAAGGCAAAUGAGGAACGAGACGAGGAUACAGGAGGGUUACGAUUCGAAGCCGUUAGAACGUGAGAUCAACUGAGAACUGUAUGGGGGAUGAAUGCUUAAUCUAUGAUCUGCCUGUGAUGAAGAAGUCGCUCUGUGGUCAAGCUAGACAAUAAAGAGCAAUUUA
This is a messenger RNA of Galendromus occidentalis (western predatory mite), 3800 nucleotides long. RefSeq names its product ubiquitin carboxyl-terminal hydrolase 15. The coding region runs from base 120 to 2846 and encodes 908 amino acids. The record is from RefSeq and is a predicted model, not a curated record. NCBI's taxonomy places the organism in Eukaryota, Metazoa, Arthropoda, Arachnida, Mesostigmata, Phytoseiidae. Gene Ontology annotation, molecular function: cysteine-type deubiquitinase activity. The transcript is spliced from 11 exons. Gene Ontology annotation, biological process: protein deubiquitination.